AUGUCGCAACCCGCCCAGACACCCAGCUACAUCCCCGCCGAGAACCUCGACUCUAGCGACAAGGAUGGUAGCGCCUCGUCGCACCACUUCCAGCGCGCCCAUCGCAAGAAUGGAGAGCUCGAGCUCGGUGUCACCGAGAUCCUCCAGGGCCGAACCGAUGUCGCCUCGGCGCAGGUCGCGCAGUCUUCCGGUCUGGCAGACUGGUCCGGCCGUGUUCGAUUGGAGCAAGCAAUGCCCCGCCUGAUCCCUGCUUUGAUUGCAGAGUUCUUCGGAACCAUGUUCUAUUGUCUCGCUGGUGAGAUGGCCACCGCCGGUUACCUCAUCACAACGUACGGAGGAUCUCCUCAGGGUAACCUCACCAUGAUCGGUUUCGCCUAUGCUUUCGGUAUCACUUUCGCCAUCGUUGUCUGCGCCACCACCUCGGGUGGUCAGUUCCACCCCGCCUUCACCAUCGCUCAAGUUGUCUUCAAAGGUUUCCCCAUCAAGCUGGCUCCCUUCUACAUCUGCGCUCAGAUCGUCGGUGCCAUGGUUGCUUCGCUUAUCGUCAUUGGUUCGUGGCACGAUGAGCUGAUGAAGAUCACCGCCUUGCUGCACGCUACUGGAAAGAGUGCCGUCAUCUUCUCCGCCGAAGGCCCCGCUGGUGCCAUCGCGCUCUUCCCGACCGCCGGCCGAUCCCUCGGUUCGAUCUUUGUCAACGAAUUCUUCGCCGACAUCCUUGUCGCCAUGAUCGUAUGGGCCAACCUCGACGCUGCCAACCCAUUCACCGGUCCUCAAGUCGCACCCUACACCAUCGGACUGGGUUUCGCCGUCGUCGUUUGGUGUUUCUCUUCGUCCAACGUCGCAGCCAACUCUGCACGUGAUGUUGGAGCCCGUUUCGUGUGCGGCAUGUUCUGGGGAAAGGAGUGCUUCCCUUCCGGUUACUCGGCGUUGGCUGCUUUGACCAACAUCCCAGCUACGCUCAUCGGAUGCGGUAUCUACACUUUCUUCCUCAGCGACACCCGUCGUCCCCCCGCUACCGUCGCCCUUAACCACCUGCACGAGGAGCACGUUAGGUCCAUCGAGAGGGCCGAGACUCUCCACGCAGAGAUGCUCGACCAGAAGAUCGCCCAGACCCUCAGCCGUGGUGGCGACGCUUCGGCGCUGCAGAAGAAGCGAACCAACCUCAGCGCCAAGAACUUCUGA
Molecule: messenger RNA, 1182 nt
Organism: Pseudozyma hubeiensis SY62
Lineage: Eukaryota; Fungi; Basidiomycota; Ustilaginomycetes; Ustilaginales; Ustilaginaceae
Exons: 1
Coding region: 1-1182 (393 amino acids)
Biological process (GO): water transport; glycerol transmembrane transport
Cellular component (GO): plasma membrane
Molecular function (GO): water channel activity; glycerol channel activity
Source: RefSeq, a predicted model, not a curated record